GACGGGGUGGCUGGGCCUCACCAGCAGCACAGAAGUUCAUUGGGGCUGCAGGCUUCCGCGUGGGCUUUAAUGGGGCAGCUACUGACCCGGCUGGUCCCCCUCCUUCUGCUCCUGCUCCCAGGGCAGGGCGCCAAAGCCUGCAGUGCCAGCGGGUGCUGUUUUCAGGACCCGCCGUAUCUGGACGCAGACUCAGGCUCGGCUUCAGGCCCCAGAAACCUGAGCUGCUACCGCAUAUUCAGCGCCGGUUAUGAAUGCUCUUGGCGGUAUGAGGGCCCGGCAACUGGGGUCAGCCACUUCCUGCGGUGUUGCCUCAGGUCCGGGCGCUGCUGCUACUUCGCCGUGGGCUCAGCCACCAAGGCGCAGUUCUCCGACCAGGAUGGCAUACCGGUGCUCCAGCCCGUCAGGCUCUGGGUCCAAUCUCGAGCCGGGAACCGGACCGAGAAGUCACCUGAGGUUACCCUGAAGCUUCACAGCUCAGUUAAAUAUGACCCUCCGCAGCCGGGAGACAUCAAGGUGUCUGGGUCCGCGGGGCAGCUUUUCAUGAAGUGGGAGACCCCAGCCCGCCAGGAUGGCGCCGAGGUCCAGUUCCAGCGCCGGACCCCCGGCAGCCCUUGGAAGUUGGGCCACUGCGGACAUCAGGAAGUUGCUGGCUUCGAGUCGUGCGUCUGCCCCCUGCAGAUGGACGCAGCCCAGGAAUUCCAGCUACGGCGGCGGCGCCUCAGGCCGGGAGCCCCAGAAGACCCCUGGAGCAGCUGGAGCGGCCCCGUGUGUGUCCCCCCUGGACACCUCCCGCUGCCCAGUUGGAAUUUCUCAGUGGGAGCACUUCACCCAGAUGGGAAAAGGAAGGUGACUCUUAAUGGGCAGCUGCCCCAGCUUCCGCUUCCGGAAGGCUGCCUCAGGUCCAGGUCCGGCGGGGAGGUGACCUACCGCGUCCGCCUGCACAUGCUGUCCUGCCCGUGCAAGCCCAAGGCCACGAAGACCUUGCAGCUGAGAAGGUUUAACCUCAGUAUCUCGGGCGGGGCCUAUGACCUGGCUGUUGUCUCCCAGAAUCGCUUCGGCCCCGGCCCCAACCAGACGUGGCACAUCCCUGCCCACGGCCACAGUCACUCAGCAGGGGCUCUGAAUGUCAGUGCCGGAGCCAAUGGGACCACCAUGCGAUGGCCGGCCUGGGCCCAGGACACGACAUACUGCAUCGAGUGGCAGCCCCAGGGCCAGGACAGGAGCCUCACCACCUGCACCCUGACUCCACCCCAGGAUCGGGACCCUGCUGGAAUGGCAACCUACAGCUGGAGCAGAGCGUCCGGGGCGCUGGAGCAGAAGGUGUGUUACCGCAUCACGAUCUUUGCCUCUGCACACCCGGAGAAGCCCAGCUCGUGGUCCACGGUCUUGUCCACCUACCACUUCGGGGGCAAUGUUGCAGCCCUGGGGGCCGGAAGCCCACAACAUGUGCUGGUGAAAAAGCUCGGCCCUGACUCCGUGUCAGUGGAGUGGACGCCCUCCAUGCUAAGCGCUUGCCCCGGUGUCCUGAAGGAAUAUGUCGUGCGCUGUCAGGAUAAGGAUGGCAACCGAGUGUCCGAGCUGUCCGUGAAGCCCACAGAGACCAAGGUCACCCUUGGUGGCCUUCAGGCUGGCGCAACCUAUACCGUGCAGGUUCGAGCAGACACGGCGACGCUGCAGGGUGCCUGGAGCCAACCCCAGCCGUUCAGCUUUGAAGCCCAGGUUUCCCGGUUGUUCGAUUUGUCCGUUCUCCUCGCGUCCCUGGGGAGUUUCGUGAGCAUCCUUCUCCUGGGAGUCCUUGGGUACUUCGGCCUGAACAGGGCUGCGCGGUAUCUGUGCCCGCCCCUGCCCACACCUUGCGCCAGCACUGUGGUCCAGUUCCGCAGCAGCCAGGGGAAGCAGGCUUGGCAGUGGACAAGCUCGGCAGACUUCCCAGAGGAGGUGUUCCAGAAAGAGGCCUUGGUGGUGAACGUGUCCUGGGAAAAAGGUGAGGGAACUGACCUGGACACACCUGGGCAUCUCAAGGAGAAGACACGGCUGCUCCGGGGCACUCCUGAGCUGGCCUUGGACCCAGAGCCGCCCUCGGAGGACAGGAGACAGGUGCAAGGACACGCUGAGGCUCAGACUCUAGAGCCAGGAAGGCAGGAUGGUCUGGAGGGCAGCCCUGCCCCCGUGGCCGGACUCUCACGGCUCUUGGGAGACCUCAUACAGACUCCCACAUUCAGUGGCCCUUCGCGCACGGGCCUGGAGGCCUGAGGGACCCCACGUGAUGUCCCGAAUCCCUAUAACCACCUCGAGAGGUACAUGGCUGUUUUAUUUUACAGAUAUGACCAGUGAGGCUCAGAGAGGGCAAGUGGCUAGCCUGAAGCCACACAGCACUGGUGGGAGGCAAACCUGGGCCAAGUGACCCAGACCCCAUUUCCACCCCCGAGGCUCUGAUGCCACCACCCCUCCUCUCCCCUCCUACUCUGUCUAGCAUGUAUUGCAACAUGUCCUGUGGUGGGAACUCUAGAAAGUGCCAGAAAGUGGAAGCUGCUACCUCCCAUGACACAUGGGGGCAUGGGGGAAGGGACAGAACUUUUCGGUGUUGAAUAGGCUGGAGGGGGCUCCAAGGGGGCUCAUGCUGAUCCUAGGACCCGAGGCUGGACGUCAUGUCCCACGAGCACUUGACGGAGAGUCUGGGCACAGAACUCCUGACAUACUGCGGGGUGUCCAGGCUCUGAGGAUCUAGUCGUGGGGAAACAAGGGGGUGGGGCCCUAACCAUUCCGAGGUGAUGGCCCCUCUUCAGCCUCAGCCUCCUCCCCUGUAGAAUGGGGGUGAUGAUAAUAUCGAACUCGCAGAGCUCUUGCGGGGGGGGGGGGAUACGGCUUAAUAAAUGAGCCUUCUGUUUAAUAAAUGAGACGGAAUUGGAUGAUC
This is a messenger RNA of Hyaena hyaena (striped hyena), 2914 nucleotides long. It is a transcript of the gene IL12RB1, whose product is annotated as interleukin 12 receptor subunit beta 1. The coding region runs from base 70 to 2253 and encodes 727 amino acids. The transcript has 16 exons. Gene Ontology annotation, molecular function: protein binding. The record is from RefSeq and is a predicted model, not a curated record. NCBI's taxonomy places the organism in Eukaryota, Metazoa, Chordata, Mammalia, Carnivora, Hyaenidae.